AUCCUCAGCAGCAAGAAAACAUUUGAGUUUGUCUUGUUUUCACUUUAUGAGCACAACCUCAAAUAAAUGACUCACUCCACAAGGAGAAAGAUGGCAUGGUGGUGAGAAAACUUGAUGUUUAUCUAUUUGAUUAAGGUUAUUACACUUUCCAGUCGAGUAUGACUAGAAUGUCAGAUGCUUUUAAAAGUGCUCGAGCAUUUUGAACUAUCUGUAAAGCUAAAGUGCAACAUUGCAGACUAAUUGUUUACUUUUCUUAUUCAGGGUCACAGACUCUACAGGGGCAAAUAUGAUGGAAAACCACCUGGCCAAUGAAAGUAACAGGAGUCUGCCUUUAUCAAUGUCAUCGGGAUAAAAGUACUGCAGCUGAAGACUUGUUUGUUAGAAAGAAGCCUAAAAUCCGACCCUGAGUAUCAGCGUGAGAGGCAACUCUGGCCAGUCCUCCAGGUGAACAGGAGCCUUUCAUCCCGUUCCACCAGGUUAGGAUACCGUCUCAUUGUAUGAUUGAGGAUCCAUGCCAAUCCACAAAGCAAACAGAAGAAACACCCCCACAAACAACAUACAACCUAACAACAUCAGCUGGCAGGAAGCUUCGGUUGGGAAAUAAGCCAAAGGCGGAGCCGUGUUGGUGUGCACACCAGCACUGAAUUUCAAACACAAGCUUUUCUUCUCUGGAUGUGAAAUGAGAGACGUGAUCAUGAGGCUAAUGUGGAAGUCCAUGGACAAGAUGAGGUGUUUCAGGAAACGAUCCAUGUUUCCAUUCCUCGGCUUCCUCAUCAUCUUUCUGCUGUUUUUUAACCUUUACAUGGAUGAUGGAUACGUGCUGGAGGCUGAAAAAAGGCAGCUGGGAGAGACACUGAUGCAUCCUGCAAACUCUGAGAGAUACAUCCACACAUUCAGAGAUCUGUCCAACUUCUCUGGGGCUAUUAAUGUGACGUAUCGCUACCUUGCGGGUCUUCCUUUACCACGCAAAAAGUAUCUCACCAUUGGGCUUUCAUCUGUCAAGAGGAAAAAGGGGACCUACCUUCUGGAGACAAUCAAAUCCAUAUUUGAUCAGUCCAGUUACGACGAACUGAAAGAGAUUGUGGUUGUGGUCCAUCUGGCAGACUUUGACCUGGUCUGGUGUGAGAACCUGGUGCAAGAAAUCACCAGGAAGUUUGCCCACCACAUCAUAGCCGGACGCCUCCUGGUGAUCCAGGCUCCGGAGGAAUACUAUCCAUCUCUGGAUGGGUUGAAAAGGAACUACAAUGAUCCAGAGGACAGAGUCCGUUUCCGCUCUAAGCAGAACGUAGACUACGCUUUCCUCCUCAACUUCUGCACAAACCUCUCUCACUUCUACAUGAUGCUAGAAGACGACGUCCGCUGCUCCAGGAACUUCCUGACGGCGCUGAAGAAGGUGAUCACCUCUCGAGAAGGUUCCUACUGGGUGAUGCUGGAGUUCUCCAAGCUGGGCUACAUCGGGAAGCUGUACCACUCCAGAGACCUGCCACGUCUGGCUCAUUUCCUCCUCAUGUUCUACCAGGAAAUGCCCUGCGACUGGCUCCUCAUCCACUUCAGGGGUCUGCUGGCCCAGAAGGACGUGAUCCGCUUCAAGCCCUCGCUGUUCCAGCACAUGGGCUACUACUCCUCCUACAAAGGAGCAGAGAACAAGCUGAAGGACGACGACUUCGAGGAAGACUCCAUAGACAUUCCUGACAACCCUCCUGCCAGCCUUUACACAAACAUCAACGUCUUUGAAAACUAUGAUGCCACCAAGGCUUACAGUAGUAUUGUUGAUGAAUACUUCUGGGGGAAGCCGCCGUGCACUGGAGACUUCUUUGUCAUAAUCUUCAAUAAAUCAACUAAAAUCAGCAGAAUUAAAAUUGUGACGGGCACCGAUGAUCGGCAGAAUGACAUUCUUCACCAUGGAGCUCUGGAAGUCGGACAGAAGUCUGUGGAAACUAAACAGGGAAGGCAGUGUACAUCCUACAUCACGUUGGGAGAAUUCAAAGGCGGAAACAUUGAGGUUACCAGUGUGGACCACAAGAUCGGCUUUGACAUCGAGUGUGUACGAAUUGUUAUUACUGCCAGUCAGAAAGAAUGGCUCAUCAUAAGAACUAUUAGUUUAUGGACCACACAGCCGGUUAGUCAGUUAAAGAAGUAACAGAGGAUCUUUUUAAAUGUAUCAUCUGUAUGUACGGCAUUAAUUUUGGAUGCGUUUGCUAUGAGCUCAUUUUGGACUACUGCUGGGGAGUUCAAAACAAUCCAUAUUUUCUUGGGUUCAGAGAUUAAUUGUAUGUUUUCAAUGUGAUGUAUUAAAAUUGAUCGAUCUGUACAGUAUGGAGCCUUUAUACUUAUGUUCAUUUUCCUAAACUGAAAAUCUGUGUAUAUAAAAUUUCUUCCUACUUGUCUGGUA
Thunnus maccoyii (southern bluefin tuna) is the source of this 2392-nucleotide messenger RNA. RefSeq names its product alpha-1,3-mannosyl-glycoprotein 4-beta-N-acetylglucosaminyltransferase C-like. The record is from RefSeq and is a predicted model, not a curated record. The transcript is spliced from 7 exons. The coding region runs from base 680 to 2140 and encodes 486 amino acids. Gene Ontology annotation, molecular function: acetylglucosaminyltransferase activity. Lineage: Eukaryota; Metazoa; Chordata; Actinopteri; Scombriformes; Scombridae. Gene Ontology annotation, biological process: protein N-linked glycosylation.